This is a messenger RNA of Xenia sp. Carnegie-2017, 946 nucleotides long. Its product is annotated as SIN3-HDAC complex-associated factor-like. The record is from RefSeq and is a predicted model, not a curated record. Bases 88 to 777 code for a protein of 229 amino acids. The transcript has 3 exons. Gene Ontology annotation, biological process: negative regulation of cell migration. NCBI's taxonomy places the organism in Eukaryota, Metazoa, Cnidaria, Anthozoa, Malacalcyonacea, Xeniidae.
UUCCUUCUCGCAUGUCAACUGCAAAGGCUGAGCGUUAUUUGGUUUAAAAGGAAACAAUUUUGCUUGGCCAGCGCGGUGUCUUACAUUAUGUUUGCUUCUCAUAAACCGAGAGUGCAUCGCUCAAGCAGUGGCUGUUGCAUAUGUCGCUCGAAAUCCUCCAGCUCACGUUUCGCCACGACAGAAAAAUACGAAAGUCUCUUCACUGCUUGCUUUGGGGUCGAGCAAGGAUCCCGUACAGGCUUCAUAUGUAACGCGUGCGUUCUCGUUGUCAAACGUUGGCAGAAACUUCCCGAAGAAAACAAGAGGUCAUGUGCACACGUUGUGGACAAAAAGUGUAAAUUGCGAAGGGGCUCGAGGCGAUCUACGUCUACAGACGAGAAGACGAGAAAGAAAAGUGACGAAAAGUCGCCUCAAACCGAUCAAUCGAAGUGUGACAGCAGGCAAAAGAGCAAGGACCAAACCAAGAAGACAUGUGAAUCAAGCACCUCACCAACUUGUAGCUCGACGUCGAGUGACAUAUCAGAGACAGCACUUUCCCUAGAUGGUCGUACUUCAACCGCAUGCCAGACAUCCUUCUUUUUCCCACAAGUGACCGAGGAUGAAAUGAAGUUUCCCUUUAUCAAUCUUUGUGGUUGGCGUACUGAAGAAGUGUGUUGUGGGACCAUAUUCAAGGGGCCUAAUGGCGAGGUCUUGGUUGAUCCAAAAUUACUGAAACCGUUCUGCAAUUGUUCGCGUGGACAUGUGGUAAGACUGGUAAAAGGGGAAGGUAUUAUAUAGUGUUUUUCUGGAAACACAAGCUGUAAAUGCCAUUGAAUUGGUGGUCACUCUUGCUGAAAAUGUAUUUAUUUAUAGAACGUGCAUUUUUAAGACCAUUUUGCACUGCACUUUGUAAGUAGACUUUUUAAAAUUUUGAGAAACGAUCGCAUUCCGCGGUUAAAAUCUUUAA